Messenger RNA from Rotaria sp. Silwood1, 915 nucleotides. The record is from the annotation of a GenBank genome assembly. NCBI's taxonomy places the organism in Eukaryota, Metazoa, Rotifera, Eurotatoria, Philodinida, Philodinidae.
AUGAAUUAUGCACGAGAAUGGCAUACAGCAUCCGUAUUAACAAAUGGAAAAGUAUUAGUUACUGGUGGAUUGGGCGAAGGUGGUAUUACUCGUCUAAAUAGUGCUGAGGUGUAUGAUCCGUCAACCGGCAGUUGGACAGUUAUUAGUGGGAUGAACUAUGCGCGAAGUAUGCACACAGCAUCGGUAUUAACAAAUGACAAAGUACUAGUUGUUGGUGGAUUGAGUGACAGUGGUCGUCUGACUAGUGCUGAGUUGUAUGAUCCAUCAACUGGAAUUUGGACAAUUACUGGUCAUAUGAAGUAUGGACGACAGUGGCACACACAAUGCGUAUUAAGAAAUGGAAAAGUAUUAGCUAUCGGUGGAAUGGAUGACACUGGUCGUCUAAAGAGUACUGAGUUGUAUGAUCCAUCAACCGAAACUUGGACAACUACUGGUAGCCUGAAACAUCCACGAAAUGGACACACAGUAUCCGUAUUAAUGAACGGGAAAGUGUUGAUCACUGGUGGACUGAGUGAUGAUGGUGGUCUCAAUACUGCUGAGUUGUAUGAUCCAUCAAUAGAAAUUUGGACAACUACCGUUACUGGUGGGUUCGGUAAGGAUGGUCGUCUAAAUAGUAGUGAAUUGUAUGAUCCAUCAACUGAAACUUGGACAAUUACUAGUAACAUGAAUUAUUCUCGAGAUUACCACACAGCAUCCAUAUUAACAAAUGGAAAAGUGUUAAUUACUGGCGGAGAGGAUUUGUGGGGUCCUUUAGGUACUGCUGAACUGUAUGAUCCAUCAACAGGCACUUGGGCAACUACUGGUAACAUGACUUUUGUUCGGCAAUGUCAUACAGCAUCUACAUUAAAAAAUGAAAAAGUUUUAAUUACUGGUGGAGAUAAUUAUGAGGUUUUGAACAGUGCAGAACUAUAUUAA